AUGAGGUGUUGGGGCAUCAUAGACGGUCUUUGGGAUCGUCUUAACGCCCAGCCAAUACUCCUACCCGUUGCCCAACACGCCGGGAACCCGGCUCACGUCGCUUCCAGGCUGUACCAUACGCGUAGUCGCCGGGUCAAGCACAGCGACUCCACCCCACUGAUCUUCGCCUGUCUCCUCCAGCUCCUCUACUGUAGUCGGGGCUACCUACCCGACACGGAAUCAAGCGACGCCGAUUUUGCGGGUUCCGGCAUUAGUGGCAUUGGUACCUUGACCCAGCCGGAUAGUAAUGUCUUCCUCCUAACUAGCACUGUCACCGCUAGCGGUACCAGAGAACACCGCCCUACCCAAUCCCUCGUCCACACUAAUUCCAACCAAAUCACCACUUUUAAGGAUACGCCGGCGUGA
Molecule: messenger RNA, 405 nt
Organism: Penicillium hordei
Lineage: Eukaryota; Fungi; Ascomycota; Eurotiomycetes; Eurotiales; Aspergillaceae
Exons: 1
Coding region: 1-405 (134 amino acids)
Source: RefSeq, a predicted model, not a curated record